AAAAGGUUUUAUCACUCGAGCUUGCGCUCGAAGCGCCGUCGAAGGGCGGGAACAACGUGAGUUGACACUGGCACCGGACACGGGGCAUGAAGAAGCCGCCGCUCGGAAGCAGAAACACGAUCGACGCCGUCGAGGAUGUCAAUGUGUCGGCAGCUUGCUGUCGGGGAAGAGACGGCGCAUCCAUGGCCGGUUGAUUCGACCGCAUGCGGCCCCAGCGCUGACUGCCAGCCCCUGACGCAAUCGAGCCGCGAGCUCUUGAGCGAGUGCGUGAGUGCGUGGGAAAGCUCGUGCGAUGCGAAGUUGCUGGCUGGUUCGGAGUGGAGGUGGAGCGAGGAUCGCCGAGAGACUAGAGUCUAGUCUAGCUAGGUCGUCUCCUCUUCUGGCUCUGAAUUCCGUGGAUUGACUUUUCCAGGGCGCAGGGAUUGAUGAUUCGGAGCUCGAGGAUUUAUGAUUCGGAGGUUUGAGUGAUGUUCGAGGGUGGGGGAAUAUAGGGAUUGGAAUUUUGAGCCAGCGCGUGAGGCCGGAACGGCAGCGAUGGGCGGGGUCCGUGGUAUGAAGCCUCGGGCGUGCUUCAUGCUGGUGGUCUUGGGAUUAUUGUUGGAAAUCGGAGCCAGCGGAGGAUCGCCUGUGUCCGAGCGGGAAUCUGCUGUUAGUCUGAUCCGGGGGAAGGCGCGGAGGCAGCGGCAGAGCUCUCAGGCGUAUGCUACUCUGUUGUACGGGGAUGAGUUUCUUCUCGGAGUGCGUGUGCUGGGCAAGUCUAUCAGAGAUACAGGGGCUGACAAGGAUAUGGUGGCUUUGGUUUCGAAAGGAGUUUCCCCCGGAGCUAUGGAGCUGCUGGAGGCAGACGGAUGGAUAGUGGAGCACAUAGAUCUUUUAGAGAAUCCCAAUUCAAAAUCCAAGCGACCAGCACGUUUCUGGGGUGUUUACACGAAAUUAAAAAUCUUCAACAUGACGUCCUAUCAUAAAGUGGUGUAUUUGGAUGCUGACACAAUCGUGACCAGAAGUAUCGAAGACCUGUUCCUUUGCCAAAAGUUUUGUGCUAAUCUCAAGCACUCUGAGCGACUGAACUCGGGGGUCAUGGUCGUCGAGCCUUCUCGAGAACUCUUUGAAGAUAUGCUGGCUAAAGUAACAGUUUUGAAAUCAUACACCGGAGGAGAUCAGGGGUUCUUGAACUCUUAUUACGAAGACUUUGCCAAUGCACGACUGUUUGAUCCUAAUAUGUCACCGGAAGAAAGAGAAAAGUAUCAUCCAGAGAUGGAGCGUCUGUCUACACUGUACAAUGCAGAUGUUGGACUGUAUAUGCUUGCGAACAAGUGGAUGGUGGACGAUGAAAGUGAGUUGCGGGUUGUGCACUACACUUUAGGACCUUUGAAACCUUGGGACUGGUGGACUCAUUGGCUCUUGAAGCCCGUCGAUCUCUGGCAGAACGCUCGUGUGACACUGCAAGAAUCUCUUCCAGGGACUAGAGCCGGCCAAAAUUCUCACACGCGUCUCGUAGUUCGAGUUCUAUUUCUGAUACCUUUGAUCAUCCUGGCCUUAUGUAAUCGUCGCUUGUUGUGCCAGAUCCACCAGGAUAUUUGUGGUCUCUUGUGCACUGGUUCUUUCUGUGGGUACGCUCGCCAGUUGUGGUACAAGUACACAGCCGGUAGUGCCUUGCCGAUUUACUCAAAGAUGACUGGGAGCCCGUCAAACCCUUCAUGUGGUCCGUACGUCACUGGUAGUGGAGGAACUCCGGGCAACACAAGAUUGCCCACUUAUUUAGGCAGUCUCUCAGUUGUGAUGUCUUUUAUAUGCGCGCUUGGAUCCUUCGCAGUUGCCGUUCUCCUCAUACCCCACCAAGUUAUGCCAUGGACAGGAAUGAUUCUGGCGUAUGAAUGGACUUUCUUCUUAUUCAUCGUCUUGUUUGGAAAGUAUUUGGAUGUGUUGUACGGACUUGGAAGAUCCUCCGCAACAGUGGCCUUUGCUUCAACCCCUUCCAGUCCAGAUGCCUCGACUUACAACUCUGGAAAGGGUCAUAGUCGUUCUACAGUGUUUUGGGAUGCCCAGACGGUAAUCUAUGGGCUGGGAAUGGCAAUCCUUGCAAUGGCCAUCCCCGCACUUCCUUUUAUGUUGGGAGUCAGCGCUCUCUUUGGAAGAUUGGGAUUGAUGAUUACCAUGGGAUUAGUGUUGGCUGCUUUUAUGACAUAUGCUUCCGAGCAUCUUGCGAUUCAAUGGUAUCUGCGAGGGCGAGAGGAGUGGAAUCAGGCUCGGGCACAGUCAGUUUGCUGCGGCGUAUGCUGACUGAACCAGAAUGAUGCGUUCCGAAGAAUAUACAGUUCUAGUCCCAGUAUGGUUUGCGAGCUUUCUUGGGCUGUAGGUCAAAGGUGUCUUUCGGAGGAGCCAAAAUAGUGAUGAACUUGCACAUUGCACAGAAAAUCACCACAGAAGACCAUUGUAGCUGUUUACAACCCUAGAACGCAACUGCAGAUGAAAUGUUUUCUGUGAUAGACGGUUAUCACAGAGCACCUACUUUGGGUCCAGAACAUUUACGUUUUUCCGGUUAGUUAGUGUUAAGUGUGUAGAAUUAGGCUCAAAAAAGGGUAUUCUUUGAAGAUGUUCGAAUCACAAUGAGUGGUGUAUAUUAUUGAUCGAAGAGGACUCGUCUCCUGAUGAUUUUCCAUCGGUUAUCAGUAAGUGAAGGCAAGGUACUACGCUUUCAAGGAAGGAAACCUUGUACAUACGCAAACCGAGCAUAGUUUGGAAUUUUCAUCUUUUAUAAUUGGUUGAAGCUGAAUAACUUUCAGCGAUUUGGGCAAGAACAUGCAGAUCUGUUGACGACAUAUUCCUUACUGGCUGUUUGGAAUUGAUCUAUCCCACACUGUUUUUUCUUCAAAACUGAAACAAUGAAUAGGAUGUCU
Marchantia polymorpha subsp. ruderalis is the source of this 2897-nucleotide messenger RNA. NCBI's taxonomy places the organism in Eukaryota, Viridiplantae, Streptophyta, Marchantiopsida, Marchantiales, Marchantiaceae. The record is from the annotation of a GenBank genome assembly.